Messenger RNA from Clonostachys rhizophaga, 1182 nucleotides. The record is from the annotation of a GenBank genome assembly. NCBI's taxonomy places the organism in Eukaryota, Fungi, Ascomycota, Sordariomycetes, Hypocreales, Bionectriaceae.
AUGACCACAGAUCGCCCCACGGGAGAGCUGGGAAACCUCACAGUUGAAGAGGAGCGCAAACUCCAGCAGGCAUGGGCGCAUAUCCUGCGCCUCUGCGACACCUCGCACGCCAGCAAUGAGGUGGGUGCCUGGGGUGAGACCCCUCAUCGGAGCGACGAGUUUCAGCAGUACCUGGUCAGCGUCCCGUCUGAACUGUUCAGGAACAGCCUCUGGAGGAUCAUCCUGCUGGACCAUCCUGAUUCCAUUCUGCUCCGUUUCCUUCGGGCCCGCAAGUGGGACGUGGAAAAGGCCAUUGAAAUGAUGGUCUCGGAUAUGAACUGGCGUGAGGAAGUCAAGAUUGACGAGCACAUCAUUGCAGGCGGCGAAUCUGUUGCGUUGAACCAGUCGCUCUCAGAAGAUGAUAAGGGGUUCCUGCAUCAAUAUCGAUCCGGAAAGAGCUACGUAAGAGGAGUUGACAAGCAGCAGCGGCCAGUCUAUGUCGUCAAGGCCAGGCUACAUGACCCAAACAUGCAAACAAGCAAAGCUUUGCAGAACUACAUCCUACAUAAUAUCGAGAGCAUCAGGAUUUUGGUGAAGCACCCCAAGGACAAAGCAUGUCUGUUCUUCGAUAUGACAGGUUUCGGUCUAAAGAACAUGGACUUCGAGAUUUCCAAGUUCUUAACGCACGUCUUUGAGGCGAGAUACCCAGAGACGCUCGGCGCCAUCAUCAUCCAUAAUUCUCCUUUUGUUUUCUGGGGAGUCUGGAGAAUUGUCAAGGGUUGGCUGGACCCCGUUGUAGCAGCCAAGGUCACAUUCACCCGCAACGAGUCCGAGUUGCACGAGCACAUCGACAAGGACAACCUACAGACCGAGUAUGGUGGCAAUGAUGAAUGGGAGUACAACUAUAUCGAGCCUAGUCACGGAGAUGACCACCUUCUCGGGAAGGAGGAGGAAAAGGCCCCGAUUCAAGAGGACCGCAACGAUCUAGCAAACCAAUUUGAAACCCACACCGCAGAAUGGCUGGCUCUCCACCCUAAUACACCCGAGGCGAAGAGUCUAUCUGCAAAGCGGGAUGAGUUGGCUGAGAAGCUGCGUCUGAAUUACUGGAGGCUCGAUCCUUACAUUAGGGCGACGACUUAUUAUCAUAGAGCGGGAGUUGUAGGCAGGACUGGAGAAGUGGAUUUCAUGGGCGCAAAACAAUGA